Lymnaea stagnalis (great pond snail) is the source of this 1965-nucleotide messenger RNA. The record is from the annotation of a GenBank genome assembly. Lineage: Eukaryota; Metazoa; Mollusca; Gastropoda; Lymnaeidae.
UCGAAGAGACAACAAAAACUCGUUGAAGUUGCUUUUCAAAGCUGGAAGUCGGGACUUUACACUGAUGUUACGUUUUUGAUUGAUCAGGAGAAAUUCCCAGCUCAUCGGCUCGUCAUGGUGGCCUUGUCAGAUUACUUCACAGCUUUGUUUAAGGUAAUUCUUUUUUUUUUUUUAAUUUCAGAUUUAAAUGUUACGCAUGUAAGUAAGUGUAAGCGAGCUGAUUUAAAAAAAAACUUUUCAAAAUUCAGAUUUAACAUCAGCAUUUUCAAAUUCGUAAGUAAUAUUUCCUGCUCUUAUGUUAAAAAAAAUCAUAACAAUAUUUUAAAUAAGACAUAUUUAAAAAAACAAACAACCCACAAACAUAGUAGUAAAAAUAGUAAAAAGUAGUUUUCUUUGAGUGCACAUUUGGUUGACCCCACGUCUUUUAACUUUUUAUUAUCAAAAUAUUUUUUUUAAAACUAAAAGUGCCAUGUUUAAAAGGAAAUAAGAAUACUACUAACUAAUAAGCUAUACCAAAGAUCAAGCUACAUUAAAAAAAAAAACGAUUGUGAAAUGUGUUGCUCAUUGUCUUGACGAAAAUUUUCAUUUUUCUUAUUUCAUUCUAAAUUUCGGUACAUGAUACAUUUUGGUUCGAGAGUCUUUUGUUUAAAAUAACCAACUUCACCCAUUGACUUUGUGUGUUGAGAAAAAAAAAUUAUUGAGGUCAUUAAUCUUCCUAGUAAACUUUCGUACUUGCAAAAUUUUCAUGAUUAGAGUUGGAAAAUAUCCCUCUCUUUCACACCAUACAUGUUUUGUCUCCUCUGUAUUUUUCUGUAGAACUGCGAAAAGGAGUCUGGUGACAUAACCCUCCACAAAAUAUCACCAGAGGAUUUUGCCAUAAUUUUGAAGUUUGCUUACACCGGUCAAGUUGAUGUGACAAGUGACAAUGUUCAAAGUGUGCUCAUUGCGGCAGACUAUUAUCGAAUUGACACCAUGAGGAAAGAGUGCAUCAAGUUCAUGGCAUCCUAUUUGGAUGUGGACAAUGUCUGCAAUGUUUUAAUGUUUGCCAUCGAAUACUCUUUCUUAAGCCUGGAAGAAAAGUCACUCUCUUUCUUGAAACAAAACUGGGAAGGUAUUUUCAAAACAGAGUUCUUUCAAAUUUUGGAUCCGUUGUACUUGGCCGGAAUACUGGAGGAUGAUAACUUGGUUCUUUACAGCAACAAAGUUCUUCUCAAGUCUGCAGACAGAGAAAUUCUUGCCUUGAACACAGUGCUACAUUUUCUGACACAUAGAAGAAUUGAUGAUCCGUCAGUUUGUCAAAGACUGAUAAGAGCUGUCCGGUUUCCUUUCAUCCCACAAGACGCCUUGAACCAUUGCUUUGCAACAGUUGAGAUGGAUUUACACGAGACAUUAAGGCUCAAGGAGGCGGUAGAGGCGGAGAGAGUGGCUGCAGAAGUCCCAGGGUCAUGGUCACAGCCUAGAAAAUUUACAUCACCUGAGAUAUUGAUGUAUACAUUAAGCGAAAUGAAUGGCGCUUAUGAAUCGGAGAUCAAAAGUUUCCAAAAGUUUCCUGCUAAUUUUGAAAUCCAUAGCAUUGAUUUGUGGAUCCAGCGGAUGGUAGUUGAUGCAAUUGGGGGCUUGCAAGUGAGAUAUCGGGACCCUACCUCAGGUCACCUGUGUCCAUUUAAAUAUGAGCAAGGAGAUUGCCAAAAGAGUAUCGCGCAUCAUUAUGUCGAGCUGCAGAAAAAUGAAUUUAUUACAAAAGUUAUCACCAGUGGUUACCUAAUUGAAAGCCUUGGCUUUGAAACUAACUUCGGGUUAAAAUACGGGCCAUUCGGAAGUCAAUAUGGCUUUGUGAAAAGAGUGGUGGCCCCUGAAAGUCCAUUCUCAUAUUUGAUUGACAUCAAAUGUGACACAAUGCCAAAAGAUAUUGAAGGUAGAUGUCUCUUAGGCCUCAAGCUAGACUGGGUGACAUUUAAAGAAUAA